Messenger RNA from Solanum lycopersicum (tomato), 2614 nucleotides. RefSeq names its product cationic amino acid transporter 2, vacuolar-like. Gene Ontology annotation, biological process: amino acid transport; transmembrane transport. Gene Ontology annotation, molecular function: amino acid transmembrane transporter activity. Gene Ontology annotation, cellular component: membrane. NCBI's taxonomy places the organism in Eukaryota, Viridiplantae, Streptophyta, Magnoliopsida, Solanales, Solanaceae. The record is from RefSeq and is marked validated.
GGAUUUGUUGGAUUUUCUCUGUAAAAAGAAUAAAAUUUCUGCAGAAUCUUCCAAAUUUUCCUUCUGCUUUCCCAAAAGCCACAAAUUUGUAGGAAUUUAUCCUUUGAUGCCUUUGGGAUUUGCUCAUUUCAAUCACCUAAGCACCCUUUUCCCUUUUAAAUAAUCCAAGAUUUUCAUAUUUUUAUCAUCUACAUAUUCAUAGAUAUAGUAUUUAUUAAAAAAGAUUCAAUUUUUCCAACACCCAUUUGGGAAUUGUUGUUGGUUUCAUCAUCAUGGGGUUUGUUGGUGAUGGUAGUUGUAGUAGUAGUGGUGGUGAUAAAGGAGGGUGCUUUAUUGGGGGUAUGAAAAGUCUUGUAAGAAGGAAGCAGGUUGAUUCUGCAAAUUCAAAAUCAUCUUCUACAUCUGGUUCUUCUCAUCAAUUAGCUAAAGCCUUAACUAUACCUCAUCUUAUUACUAUAGGGGUUGGUUCAACAAUAGGCGCUGGGGUGUAUAUUCUAGUCGGCACAGUUGCUAGAGAGCACUCAGGCCCGGCACUCACCAUUUCAUUUUUAAUAGCUGGAAUAGCAGCUGCUCUUUCUGCCUUUUGCUAUGCGGAGCUUGCAAGUCGUUGUCCAUCAGCUGGGAGUGCCUAUCAUUAUUCUUACAUUUGCGUUGGAGAGGGUGUUGCAUGGCUGAUCGGUUGGGCAUUAGUAUUGGAGUACACAAUUGGAGGUUCGGCAGUUGCUCGUGGCAUAUCCCCAAAUCUGGCUAUGCUUUUUGGAAGUCCAGACAGCCUGCCAUCUUUCUUAGCUCGUCACACAAUCCCAGGACUGAAUAUCACAGUGGACCCAUGUGCUGCAAUUUUGGUUUUUCUAGUCACUGGACUUCUGUGUGUGGGGAUCAAGGAGAGUACCGUGGUACAAGGAUUUGUCACUUCAGUAAAUGUAUGUGUCAUGGCCUUUGUAAUUAUUGCUGGUGGAUAUCUGGGCUACAAAGCAGGAUGGCCAGGCUAUGAGCUUCCUGUUGGGUAUUUUCCUUAUGGAGUCGAUGGAAUGCUUGCUGGAGCUUCAACUGUCUUCUUUGCCUACAUUGGGUUUGAUUCAGUUGCUAGUACAGCUGAGGAGGUGAAGAAUCCUCAACGUGACCUGCCAAUGGGAAUUGGUUUUGCAUUAUCAAUAUGCUGCUCUCUCUACAUGUUAGUCUCUGCAGUUAUUGUUGGUUUGGUACCCUAUUAUGCUAUGGAUCCAGAUACACCAAUCUCUUCUGCAUUUGCAAGCCAUGGAAUUAAUUGGGCAGCAUAUAUAAUAACUAUUGGAGCUUGUACUUCUCUUUGCUCAACAUUGAUGGGUUCUAUAAUGCCUCAGCCACGGAUACUUAUGGCAAUGGCUCGGGAUGGAUUGCUGCCUUCAUUUUUCUCAGAUGUUAACAAGCGGACUCAAGUUCCUAUUAAGGGCACUAUAGCAACUGGUUUACUUUCUGGAACCUUAGCAUUUUUCAUGAAUGUUGAACAGUUGUCAGGAAUGGUCAGUGUUGGUACACUUCUUGCGUUUACAAUGGUGGCUAUUUCGGUAUUGAUUCUCCGAUACGUACCACCAGACGAGGUCCCAGUUCCCUCCUCUUAUCAGGAGGCAAUUGACUCAGUACGCCUGCGACGUAGUAGCUGUAGUAGUAGUUCAGAUAUGGAUGUCGAGAAAACCAAAAUUCCAGCUGUGACCUCUGGUGAUAGCACUCCAUUGUUAGGCGAGAUUUCAGUUGGGCAUCCUCUUGCGGAAAAAGCAGCAGCAAAGUUGAGCUAUCUAGUAAGCCAAAGGCGGAAAGUUGCUGGCUGCACAAUUUUGUUCAUCUGUAUUGGAGUAUGCAUCGUUACAUCCGCUGCUUCAAUUGUUAACUUGUCUAAUCCUGCAAGGUACGCACUGUCCGGAAUUGGUGGUUUGCUUCUGAUAUCUGGUUUGAUAAUACUCACUUGCAUAGACCAGGAUGAUGCGAGGCACAGCUUUGGACACACCGGAGGUUUCACUUGUCCAUUUGUACCACUUCUGCCGAUUGCCUGCAUUCUCAUCAACGUCUACUUAUUAAUUAAUCUCGGUGGUGAAACUUGGGCCCGAGUAUCCAUAUGGCUAGUAAUAGGAACGUGCAUAUAUGCUUUGUACGGUCGAACCCACAGUUCACUAAAGACUGCAGUUUACGUUCCUUCAACUCACGUGGAUGAAAUCUACGAAACAUCAGCCAUCUCCCUUGCAUGUUAACACAUUCAUCUGUCAAAUCAAGUGAAAGAACCUUGUUUUCAGUUACUCACGGUUUACUGAAGAAGCAGCUGUAUAUUUCGUCGUUCUGCUGAUAAAAAACUGCUACAUGUUUCAGAAUAUUGAAACACAUAUCUCUUUUCCUUUAGUUCACGUCAUUUAAUUUUAUUUGUUUCCCCAUUGUAGUUCUACUACUGAAAGAGGAAAAAAAGAUGUUAUUGCAAAACACAUUUAGUAUUGUUUGUAAUCAGCAGAGGGUAGUUGAUUUUUUGAGCUUCUUUGUAUGUGUACAUAUAUUUGUGAUAGGAAUUUGUGGUUCUGGCAAUGGUGUACUUGUUGUAUGUGUAAAUAUAUGAAUUAUGAAGCUAAAGAUUUCUUUUGAGUUCCUCAAA